Messenger RNA from Biomphalaria glabrata, 3197 nucleotides. Its product is annotated as histone RNA hairpin-binding protein-like. The record is from RefSeq and is a predicted model, not a curated record. The coding region runs from base 181 to 1380 and encodes 399 amino acids. The transcript is spliced from 10 exons. Lineage: Eukaryota; Metazoa; Mollusca; Gastropoda; Planorbidae. Gene Ontology annotation, molecular function: histone pre-mRNA stem-loop binding; mRNA binding. Gene Ontology annotation, cellular component: cytoplasm; histone pre-mRNA 3'end processing complex. Gene Ontology annotation, biological process: mRNA transport; mRNA 3'-end processing by stem-loop binding and cleavage.
UUUCGCGGAAAUUUCAGUAUAUCUAGAAUCUAAUCUAGAUCUAGGUAUAAUUUAUACGGCAAUACUAGAUCUAUAUUAUAUCUACAACUACUAGCUAGAUCUAGACCUCUAUUAACUCUAUAUCUACAAAACAAGUAGGAUUAUUCGAUUUUAAUAAUUUUUUUCUAGUACAACUCAAACAUGACAGAUUUGUUGCAAGAACAUCCUGAUUCUAUCGGCAGUAUCGGCAAUUGGGCGGACAUCACUGAAGACGCAUUCACUUCAUCAUUCAGCAAAGCAGCUGAAGAAUCCGAGUGUAUAUCUUGUGAUGAAUCAAAGCAACAAAAUAAGAUCAGCACAGAUCUGGAAAAAGAAAGAGUAUUGCAGAAAAAUGAUCUCAGAAAUAAAUUAAAAAGAAACAGUUUAUCUUGUGAUGAAUCUAAGCAACUAACUCACACAGACAUGCAAACUGGUGAUAGUACUAUUGAUGUAUCACCAGAAAGAAAAUGGCAAAAAAAUGAUCUCAGGAAAAAACUGAAUACUGACAGAACUUAUGACGAGGAAUGCACUCCUGAAGAAAGAGGCAAAGGCUUUUAUAGAUAUAAAUACACACAUCGUCCAGGAGACUUGAGCCCUCUAAGAAGUCCUAUUGAACGAAACAAAACAUGUGUAACAGAGCUAGAUAACAAAACUAAUGACAGGUUUUCAAGCAAGAGGCAAAGUAGUUAUUCAAAAAAUAAUCAUCAUAACAAACAUUCACCAACAAAAUAUCCUAGAACCAAAUCGAUGCAAGAUACAACAUCUGGAGGAGAAAGCUUCACUCAGUUAGACUCUGAUUUGGAAAGUGGCACUCCUGUCUUUACAAGGCUUAAUUUUGGUCUGAGAUCUCGUCAGUCAUGGUCACGAAGAAAGCUCCACCUUCCAUCUGAAAAUGAAGAGUCUGAUGACAGUUCCAAAAUGAUGGAAGAAGAUGCUGUGAGGCUGGCAAGGCGUGAAAAAGACAUAUCUUAUGGCAAAGCUACAGAUGCUUACAAACAGUAUGUCCAGAUUAUUCCAAAGAAUUUGCGCAGUAGGGAUUUUAAAUUACACCCACGAACGCCAGAAAAAUUUAAGAAAUGCAGUCGCAGGUCUUGGGACUCACAAGUAAAGAUUUGGAAACGACGACUUCACACUUGGGCAGAACUACAUUGUAAGCCUAAUAACAAAGAAAUAAUAACUGAGAUCAUCAAUUCUCAAGAAAGUUGUGAAAGCACAGAAAUGCCUCCAAAACAAGAAAUGGGUAGUCAGGAAAGUGAUGACGAUUUACAUUUAUCAGAUGAUGAAUCUUUCUUGGAUUGUGUUGAUAUCAACUUUGAAGUGGCAGAGCUCAUGGAGGAUACAGUUAAUCUGAAUGACAAUUAGAUAUUAAGUUGUCUAUAAUUUACCACUCAAAAGGCAGCAUGACUGAAGGUUUUGUUGGUGUAAUGAGGAAGUUGUAAAUGAAAAUACACUUUAAGGUCAUUAGAGCAUGGGAUUAUUUGCAUGCCAGACUUAAGUCCUGAAUUAUUUUGUUAUUUUCAGCAUACAAUUUUUAAUUAUCCUGGUAGAUUUUUAUAAUUAGUCAUCUAACCAUAAAUUUAUUUAUAUGAUUUUUAAAAAGAACAACAUUUUGUUUAUUCUAAAAAAUAUUUAGAACAGGAAUUUUUAAAAUAAAUGUAUUGGUUGUUGAAUGGCAAAUAGUACAGCAAUGUUUUAGGUGUUGUUUUUUUUUCCCUUUACUGGUAUGAGAUUUGUUAAGAGUUGCUAAAGUCGUCAGUUUCUAACAAAAAAAAGAUUUGUUCAGUAUAGAACAAACUAGAGGACUUUGUGUAGAUUGUUUCAUCUACUAUCCUCCUUCUUCUCUCCCCACCACCCCCCCCCCCCCUUUUUUUUUUUUUUUUUUUUUUUCUCAUUGACCAUUUUAUCCAUUUUGUAAGCAAAAACCUAAGUGAUAAAUAUUUCACAGUUUAUUAUAAACAACAAAUGUUUAUGCUUCUGUCAUUAUUUAGAAAGAGAGAGACAAAAACAAAGUGUAUGACGUUUCUUUUUUAGUGAAAAGCAUAUUGAGACUUUGAAAGUGGCAUUUAAUUAAACUUUGAUUGGUACUAGAUCAAAGUAUUUUAUAUUUCACAUUGAACUUAUGAAUUUUUUUGAAGUCUAUCUGUAUUGAUAUUUCAUUGUAUAUACUUAGAAGGCUUUUUAUAUUGCAUUUGUUUGGGUGUUUUUGAUGAAAAAAGUGUAAUAAAUAUUGAAAUGACUAUUUAUUUGUCUUCAUAUGCGUUUUUCAAAAUUUACUUUUUGUUACAGAAUUUAAAUAUCGUACUGUAUCUGAUUUUAUUUGAGCAGGAAAAAUGUAAUAUGAUCAAUGUUACCAUAAGUUUGACUUCAUUGAAUGUGUAUAUUAAAACCUCUAUAAUAAUUAGCUCUCAAACAGAUUAUACCUGAUAUUGUUUUAAAAUUGUGUCAUUUAUCUGAUGCUGAGACCAAGAUAAAAGUGCUGUGUGUUUGGCUGAAUUUGUAAAUAACAUCAAGUCAGAUUUGCACAUUAAUCCUGUUCAACAAAACUUAUUUAGACUAGUUAACCUUCUUAGCUGUUUUAUGUCUGUUGUGUUCUCAAAGUGCCUUGAGUCAACAUUAUUUUUGUUAACACCAUUCAUCUCAUGACUGCCUGUGGUGUUGUCUAGGGCAUAGGCCACCAACCAGGUUCCUCCAAGCUGGGCGAGUCCUGUCCCAAUGUCUUGCCCAUCUGCUUGGCGUUUGCAUCCAAAUCUCUCCUUGGGAGUUCCAGUUGACAGUUAUGUCUUGUGAUGCAAAGUGGUGGCUUAUCUAUCACCUGCAUCUAUGGAAAAAAAAUAUUUGUUCAUUGGAACUCUGUGUCAGUACUAACCAGUAAAUUCCAUCCAUUCUUCCUGCUAUCUCUGGCUGUAAACUCUAACCUAUUUAUCUUGUUUUCUUUGACAAAUCUCCUGCAUUUUUUGUCUGUGUGUUUACUCUCACUACAUGAUCUCUUGAUGUCCAUAUUUUCUUUUCUCACUAGUGUAAUACCAUUGAAACACACAAACAGGAAGUUUAUAUUUUUAUUAUUGAAUCUAAUAGUCUAAUUGGCACAUGUUUUAGACCAUAUGGUUAAACAAGUAUCAUGUCACUUAAUUUUCCAUUUUGUGUCUUAAAAAAAAAUCAUUAAACAGUUGAAAUUUAAA